Messenger RNA from Pangasianodon hypophthalmus (striped catfish), 3070 nucleotides. It is a transcript of the gene efemp1, whose product is annotated as EGF containing fibulin extracellular matrix protein 1. Gene Ontology annotation, molecular function: calcium ion binding. The record is from RefSeq and is a predicted model, not a curated record. The coding region runs from base 252 to 1625 and encodes 457 amino acids. NCBI's taxonomy places the organism in Eukaryota, Metazoa, Chordata, Actinopteri, Siluriformes, Pangasiidae. The transcript is spliced from 11 exons.
GCGCGACUGUAAUUCCGAUAAAGCCCGGUGAUAGCUUACAGUAGAACCUGUCCGCGCCGCCCCCCUCUCCCUCCACCUCCCCACAUUCCGCGUGUUCGCUAUGAUUACACCAACUCCUCCGCACUAAAGCGUCCACACUCACACGUUUCCAAAUCGCCUUGCUGGAAGGACAAGCUGCAUCCGCAUCGCGCGCAGCACAUCGGAGUCCCUCACAUAAGGCACUGGGAGCAGGUAAUGCCAGAACCUCGACGAUGCCUGGAAUCUACAUGAUAAUGGCCAUGUUGGCCCACGUCGUCGCCCAAGAACCGGAGGAACCCGUCACUUACACGUGCACAGAUGGCUAUGAGUAUGAUCCUGUCAGACAAGUGUGCAAAGACAUCGAUGAGUGCGCCAUCGUUCCCGAUGCCUGCAAAGGGGGUAUGAAGUGCUAUAACCACUUUGGUGGAUACCUCUGUCUGCCACAGAAUGCACAAAUCUUUGUAAGCAGAGGGGAUGAGAUGGUGCAGCCGACUGAACCGAGUCCCCCCAACCCUCCGGUCCCUCCAAAUGUGAACUCUCAAAAUGUCCAACCAGGAAGCUCGUCUGAGCGUCGACUGCUUGUUCCAUACAGGCCCGUGCACUGCUCACCUGGUUUCGCCUUGGAUGAGCAGAAUUACUGCAGAGAUAUAGACGAGUGUAAUACAGGCAGACACACAUGCAGUGCAGAUCAGACCUGCUAUAACACUCGAGGAUCUUUCCUGUGCCAAUGUCCACCAGGCUACCAGAAGAAUGGUGACCAAUGUGUGGAUAGAGAUGAGUGCCUCAUGUCACACUAUUGCAUGCACAGAUGUGUGAACGUCCCAGGAUCCUACUACUGCGAAUGUAAUAGUGGCUACCAGCUUGCCAGCAACAACCACAGCUGUGUGGACGUGAACGAGUGUCAGGUGAGUCAGCCGUGUGAUCAUCAGUGCUACAACCUUAUGGGGUCCUUUAUCUGCCACUGUCGCCAGGGCUAUGAGCUGGCACCAGACUCCGUUUCCUGUUUAGACAUUGACGAGUGUGCCUUCUCCCGCUACAUGUGCCAAUACGCCUGCGUUAACAGCCCUGGAGAAUAUUCCUGCACUUGCCCUGAAGGAUAUGAGCUCCAGGGAACAAGAACGUGUCAAGACAUUAAUGAGUGUGAAACAGGCCACAAAUGCAGCGAGGAUGAGAUGUGCUGGAACUACUACGGAGGCUUCCGGUGUUACCCGAAAAACCCCUGUCAAGAGCCUUAUGUGCGCACAUCAGAAAACCGGUGUGUCUGUUCAUCCAUGAGUGCAUGCCGUGGCUUGCCACAGUCCAUUGUCUACAAGUACAUGAACAUUCAUUCUGACCGUACCGUACCGGCAGACAUCUUCCAGAUCCAAGCCACCAACAUCUAUAGUAAUACGCAUAACACCUUCAGGAUCAGAGCCGGCAAUGAGGGAGGAGAAUUCUUUCUGAGGCGUUCCAGCAAUGUCAGUGCAAUGUUGGUGUUGACCAAGUCCCUAGAGGGCCCUCUUGAGAUAAUCAUCGAUCUAGAGAUGAUCACCCACCACACUGUCACAAACUAUCGCACCAGCUCCUUAUUACGGCUUACCAUCAUCGUGGGACCGUUCCCCUUCUAAUGGCUGCUGUACUGCCUCUUCACAUGUUUAAACAUAUCCAAUAUGCUACAAUCUAGCUCCCUACCAUCACAGUGCCAAGAAUUUAUGAACUGUGCAAGUUGAGUCUUUCUUUUUAUUCUUUAUGUUCUGUAUAGUUGAUCCUGCUCUUCUUUUGGAACGUCUGAUAUUAAUAAUGAAAUGAUAUAAAAGGGGUCCACUAGCAGUUAGUUGCAGAGAUACAGUAUAUGUGGCUUUACCUAACCAGAGACUUGUAUUGACAACGAAAGUGUGUGUUUAACAGGAUAUAUUGUGACAGUGAGGCAAAGUAAGUCCCAGAGAGACAGGGAUUGAUGCUAGGUGCUAGUGAUAAAAGUUAUAGCAGUAUAACAAUAUAAUGUCUUCUUUUUCAUUCGAAUUUCUCAUAUCGGGUGGAUGCCCAUGUUGUUCAUGACCCAGAUCACUACAUAAUUCUUCUUCAGAUAUAAGCACCAAGUGGUGAGUGUGUGACCUUGUUAUCCUGUGUGAGUUGGACACAAAUUAAACUGAAGUCCUCAGCAAUUUUUUUUUUCUUUCUUGAACCCUGUCCAGUGGCUCUGUCCCAAUAUUGACUAAAAUGUUCUCAGGCAACACAAUUAAUGAAGUGAAAUCAUUUUCAAUCUUGGGGACAAAACAUUAUGUUCUAGGGUAUUUUGAACUGCACUUGAGUGUUUGCAGCAUCUGUUGAUGAGAGAGUUAGGCACUGUUUAUGUGGUUGGAUGAUGCCACUUUAAUAAAUCUAGAUUCAUUUCCUUUUCAUUUAUGAAUGUUGCUUUGUAGCUAGUCUCAGUGGCAACAUGGCUCUUGAACAAUAAAUAGCCAGGAAAUGAUGGCAAUGCCACAGUAUGGCAAAGCUUUUGAGUGUUUCCCACAAAUGGAUUAAAUGGACUAAUGCAGUGGAAAGCACUUGGCCAUCUAUAUUAGUUCCAGUGAGGUUACCCUGGGGGAAAAAAAAAAAUCUCUGUUCCCAGGCCAAGCUAUCAAUCAGCCAAAUAUUGUGUGUACUUUGAAGAUUUGUAUGGAUGAAUGCAGUAUGUAGUCAUGAUCCAUGUAAAAGCACGAAAUUUGUUGUCUUGUAGCCAUGUUACCACUCAUUCUAUGUGCAGCACUGAUGAAGUUGGAAUAACCUACUUCAAGUUACCUAUGUCAAGCCUUAAGGUAUUUUGUCUUUAAUUGUAACCUUUGUAGAAUAUGUAGUUCAAUCUCCAAAGUCUAACAUGCAGUGCCUUAUAUAUGAAUACAGUAAUAAUUGCAAUAGCCAACUAUAUUUGUAUAUUCAGUGCCAUUCACAGUUUUAAAAAGAUAAAGCUCUAUGCAGUUGGGAAUCUUUUCUUUAUUUAAAACUGAUUUAAUACAUAAUCAUGAAUGUUUUUUGUACUCUGAAGCAGAAGAGAAUUGUUUUAAAAAAUAAAGGUUAUAUUUAAGAUUCA